Messenger RNA from Diachasma alloeum, 4604 nucleotides. RefSeq names its product filaggrin-2. NCBI's taxonomy places the organism in Eukaryota, Metazoa, Arthropoda, Insecta, Hymenoptera, Braconidae. The record is from RefSeq and is a predicted model, not a curated record. The transcript has 4 exons. The coding region runs from base 76 to 4173 and encodes 1365 amino acids.
CUUGAUUUUUACCCGUGAACAUCGAAACAGUCUCAUAGUGCUAAGUGGUCUACACCUUUAAGAUCACGUGAGAAAAUGGCCUUCAAAUUGGCGAUAAUUUUUUGUGCCAUUGCGGCACAAACUUUUGGCGCACCAAAGCCUUGCUACACCAAUUGCGCUACAUCAGGAUCUACCUUCAGCCAUGAAUCCAUGACUGGUAUAAGCACCCACGGGAACUUCAUGGCUCAGCAAAAUGCUGCCUUCCAGCAGCUUCACCAGAGCCUCAUGAAUCAACUGCAAGAGGCGCAUCAUUUGGAUUACAGUCAGCCAGGGACAUGGCAGAAAAACGCGGCUUACAAAACCGACGAUGGUGCACAAGUUUACCAAGAGCACGGUAAAGUUGAAACUGAUAACGCCCAGAUGCGCUACUUCAAGAAGAAUUACACAAAAUCAUGGGGAUCUGGAGGUGGUGGACUGAGCAACGAUCUUUUGAGCACCCAAGGACGCUUGACUGGCGGUGGAUACUCAGGUGGUUCAAGUCACCACGAGUCGCACCAUCAGAACUGGGAGAUCAAUUCCAACGGUCAACACUCACAGAACAUCGAAGAUCUUGGUGUCCAGCAGAUACCAACAACCCAAGUAUCCAAUAAUGUUAUCCGUAAUUUCGAGGAAAUGGCAAGAAACCUUGAGUCUUACAUCAGCCAGUGCACAGAACGCGUGCAAAUGGGUCAGCUGAGUAAUUAUCAAUCAUACACUGAUGUCGUUCAACAGCACUUGGACCAGAUGAAACAAACAAUCCGCGAUAAUGGAUUGUGGAAUAGAUUAAUUGGGCAGAUUAAUUCCCUUGAGACUAAGCUGAAUGAAUUGAAAGUGCAGGCUCAGCAUUCCGCCAAUCUCAUUCAUACUGGAUCAACAUCGAGUCAUGGUUCUAACACGGUAGUGGCAUCAGGUGUUCAUCAACCUGUUAUCACACAGGUUCCAGUUGGAGAAUCGAUUCGUCAGGAUGAGGAGUACAAGGGGCGCGUUAGCAUGACGAGCAGUUAUCCCGCACCAAUUCAGAGCGUUCCUAGUCAGAGCCAGCAGUACGCUUCGGGUGCGUCAGGCGGAUAUCAACAGUCGUAUCAAUACGGGUCACAUGGUCAGAGUGGUUACGUAAGUAGCAGUCAAGAUUUGUCGAGCGGUGCUAAUCAACAUGGUGAUUACACCCAGCAUGCUGGUUACGGCCAGCAGGCAGGUGGUCAGUCAUACGCUCAAGGUCAUACUGGAUAUGGUCAGAGUACUGCUGAUUAUACCCAGGGUACUGUCGGAUACAAUCAACAUAAUGCUGGAUACAGUCAGCACAAUGCUGGAUACAAUCAGCAUAAUACUGCAUACAAUCCACAUAAUGCUGGGUACAAUCGGCAUAAUGCAGAAUAUAAUCAGCAUAAUGCGGGAUACAAUCAGCACACCGAACAAGUUUAUCCAGUCCACACAUCUCCGGCUAAGACAGUCGAAGAGAGCUGGAAUGCAUCAGGCAGUCGUAAAGAAACUACUUAUGGUGCUUCACAUGUUUUAGAACCCAUUCGCAGUGCAGGUAGCCGUUGCAGAGGGGCUGACGGCCAGUACAACAGCUGGUGUACCUCGAACAGCGGUCAAACCGAGAGCAUCAAUUAUGGAGGGCAAGGAUCUGGGUGUCAAGGUGCUGCAUACGGAACGCUGUGUAAAAGGUAUAAGAGAGAGAAUAAAGACGACUUUUCCCAACAGACUGAAGAUUUGACCCAACAGACUGAGGAUUUGACACAACAGACUGAGGAUUUGACUCAACAAACUGAGGAUUUGACGCAACAGACUGAGGAUCUCAGUCAGCAUGUUGGUAGUUUGCAAGUGGGUAGUCAGCGUGGGGAUCAGGGGGGGAAUAAGCAAAAUGUUCAGGGAGGUACUGAUUUCAACGACCAAUCGGGGAGUAUUGAAUUUGGAAAUCAGUACGGGCAGCGUCGGGAUAGAAAUGGACAUCGUGGACAGGGAGUUCAUGGGCAUGAGCAGCAUGGACACGAUGAUGGAGAUCAGGAUUAUACUCAACAGACUCAAGAUUCUGAUAACUUCUCUCAUCAACAUCAGCACCAUGGACGUGGACAUGGUCACCAUGGGCAUGGACAUCGUGGACAUGGAGUUCAUGGUCAUGAGCAACAUGGACAUAAUGAUGGAGAUCAAGAUUUUACUCAACAGACACAGGGUUUUGAAGACUUUUCUCAGCAGCAGACUGGAAACUUCGGUUUUGAAAGUCAUCAUCAACACGGACAUCAUGGCCAUGGUGUUCAUGGUCACGAACAACAUGGACACAAUGAUGGAGAUUAUAGAUAUAAUCAGCAAGGAGGUCGAUUUGAUUACUCUCAACAGCAAUCAGGGAAUUCGCAAUUGGGACAACAGCAGAUCCAACAAUCUGGUGGUACUGGAUUUGAUCAGCAAAACCAUCGUAAUCAAGGACGAGGAUCUUACGGGGGUUACAGUCAGCAGACUGAGGAUUUGACUCAACAGACUCAAGGUUUCGAGGAUUUGACUCAACAACAGACGACAGACGGUUUCGGAUUUGGUCAACAGAAUCAACAACCUGAUCACUCUGGUCGAUAUGGAGGAUAUUCUCAGCAAACACAAGAUUUCAAUCAACAACAGACAACUGGAAAUCAUCAAUUUGGACAACAACAGACAGGAAAUCAACGUGGAAGUUCUGGUCAUUAUGGAGGCUACAGUCAGCAGACCGAAGACUUAAGUCAACAAACUCAAUCCUUUGGGGACUUAACUCAACAAACAGGAAACUACGGUCAGCAAACCGAAAACUUGAACCAACAGACUCAAUCCUUCGACGAUUUGACACAACAAACGACUGGAAAUGUUGGCUUUGGGCAGCAGCAAACAGGAAACCUUCAGUCUGGAAAUCAACGAAGAAAUCCUGGUCGUUACGGAGGUUACGGUCAGCAAACUGGAGACUUGAAUCAACAAACCCAAUCCUUCGACGAUUUGACUCAACAAACAACUGGAGAUCUCGGUAUCGGACAAAAACCGUCAGGGAACCUUCAGUCUGGAAAUCAACGAAGAAAUCCUGGUCGUUACGGAGGUUACGGUCAGCAAACUGAAGACUUGAGUCAACAAACUCAAUCCUUUGGAGAUUUGAUGCAGCAAACAACUGGAAACCUUGGCUUUGAACAACAACAGACAGGAAACCUCGAAUUUGGGAAUCAGCAACGGGACUUGAGUCAACAGACACAAUCCUUCGACCAUUUGAUUCAACAAACAACUGAGAAUCUUGGCUUUGGAAACCAACUUGAAAAUUCUGGUCAUUACCGAGGCGAUGGUCAACAAACCGAAGACUUGAGUCAACAAACUCAAUCCUUCGGUGAUUUGACUCAACAAACAACAGGAAAUUUUGGCUUCGAACAACAGCACACAGGUAGGCUCGAAUUCGGGGAUGAGCAGCGUGAUUUGAAUCAACAAAUUCAAUCCUUCCCUGGUUCGACCCAGCAAUCAGAUCCCCUCGCGGUCGGCAACGAGCGUCCAGCUCCAAAGCCCCCAGUAAGGGGUCAAGUCAGAAACGGAGGGCGUGCUGAUUCCACCGCAGCCCAAGACACCCCCCUGACCCCAGUUAAAGGCGGCAGAAGACGCCCAGCCCCACAGAACACCUACCCCCAACCAUCCCAAAACUCUGACGCCCUCGGGGUAAUAUCAAUCGAAGACCAACUCCAACAGACCACUGGCACCCAGUGGCAUAACUCUCAUCAACCCAGUGACUUAACAAAUGAAAAUUACCAACAGGGAACCCUCGAUGGCUCUCAAAAUCCUCAAAUCUCACACAAUGAACAACAAAACGCGACAGACACUGAAAUACUAUUUCAGCCUCGUAUUCUCGAGGCUUAUGGCGGCAAAGGCCCCUACGACGUCAACCACAAUGACAAUAUAUUCUCGGGGGUUAAACCCAAUCCAACAGCAACAUUAUCACCAAUGUCCGACUCUUGGGAUAUUCGAGAAAAACCCAAUGAUAUAGCUCACAGAAAUAAUAAUUAUCCAACAUUUGCAGGAGCACCCGAUCGAGCACCAAGGUAUGAUUGGGAAGAAACGACAACAACAACGACUCCUGCACCUGGAUUCUGGAAACGAGUUGGAAAUAAAAUCGCCACGACGUACGAGAGAACUAAGGAAAAAAUCACCUCUUCGUUAGGAUAGUUUAUCUUUCGAUUUUGGGGCAAAAUGGACAUGUGAUUUUUUCAAAUGUGAAUGACGCGUUGAAUUGUUUAUGAAAGGGAAAAUUUUUUUCCGUGGAAAUUAUAACUCUUCUCCUUUGCAAAUGACCCUAGGCUGAGAUUAAUUGAUAAAUCUACUUCUGAGUUAUGAACAUUGAACAAAGACAAUUGUGCCCAUUAAGGGCACUUCGGUUUUCGAAUUCGAUUUUUCUAUCCAACUUACUCUAUUGAGAUAUUUUUUUACAGAAAUUUCUCAAUACAAAUUUGUCAUUUUGUUGUUUGAUUUUCUUGAUGAAAAUCAAAGAAAAAUAGCAGGAAAAAAACUUAACAAAUGUGAGCCAAGAAAAUUCUAUAGAAAAUAUCUAAAUAGAAUAAAUUGUAUAGAAAAAAUUGAAUCUUAUUUACUUUUUCUAU